Labrus mixtus (cuckoo wrasse) is the source of this 6764-nucleotide messenger RNA. It is a transcript of the gene kcnk12, whose product is annotated as potassium channel, subfamily K, member 12. Gene Ontology annotation, cellular component: membrane. The record is from RefSeq and is a predicted model, not a curated record. Gene Ontology annotation, molecular function: potassium ion leak channel activity. The coding region runs from base 976 to 2208 and encodes 410 amino acids. The transcript is spliced from 2 exons. Lineage: Eukaryota; Metazoa; Chordata; Actinopteri; Labriformes; Labridae. Gene Ontology annotation, biological process: stabilization of membrane potential; potassium ion transmembrane transport.
CUUUCUCCAUAACUGAUGACUUCUCCAUUGUCCAUAUUAUUAUUGUUCCAGCUCCGUGUUGAAGAUGUAAGACACUUAUUGAGCAGCUUAAUUCCAGAGUGUGUAUUUGCUUCUGCAUGUGAGUCCAGUCCACAGUGAGUGUGUAAGCCCCUCAGUGCGCAUGGCACGAAGUAACGCGGCUGCUCUCCAAGUGAACAUGUAGAUCUGUUAUCUGAGGACUACCUCAUCUAAGGACGCACGGGGAUAUACUGCUUCUCCUCAGCCCUCUGCACAGCCUGAACGCCUCAUUCAAUCUGCUGGUUUUUUUUUCUUCCUUUUUUAAAGUGUCGGGAUGCUGUAGCCUCCAGUUCAUAUAGCGAAGAAUGAUCUCACCAUAUGCGCUGACAGGAUGUUAUGUGCCACACAUGAAAAGCUGCAGAUCCACACUCUGAGCGAGCCUUGAGGAUAGAUGACUUUAUCUGAGGACAUGAUCGGGAUUUAGAUCUGUAACUUGCAGGGAUUCGUGCGUCCUGCUGGUCUUUUGCUGUGAGACAUUUUUGGUGCAGGGGACACCAGAGGAUACUACCACACCACUGCUUGCAUUUUGGACAAAGAAGCGUUGGGCGCGCGUCUGGUUGGAUUUAAGCUGCAGUCCACUAAAAAAAACACUAACUGCAUUGCAACAACUAUUCAGAAAAUGUGUCUGAUAAGAAACCGUGCGCCUGCAGCUUUCCUCGUGAACUCUGUCGUGGAUGUACAGACUUAAAAUCCACAAGUGGAGCGUUUUUUUUCUCAGCCUCUCCGCUUUACGUAAUCUCACUUUACAACUACAAUGGGACAACGUGGAGGGCUCGCCAGUGGAAAUGUUUCCCUCAGAAGAAGUGCAGUGAGAGAGCAGCAGGACAGUGACUUCCAGGGGACACCUGCAGCGGAGUGAAUGCCGCCUCCGAUGUGGAGCUUGUCGCUGUCCGACGCGCGCCUGGUGCUGAAAUUUGGAUGAUGCCUGGCCAGCGACUGCAAGACUGCCGCUCCCUGCACCUGAACGAGGACAACGGGCGAUUCGUGCUGCUCGCCGUCCUCAUCGUCCUGUACCUGCUGUGCGGCGCCGCGGUCUUCUCGGCCAUCGAGAGGCCCUCCGAGCUGCGGGCUCACGGCCGCUGGAACGGGACGCUCCACAACUUCAGCGAGACCUUCAACAUCAGCCUGCAGGACCUCAACUCCUUCCUGCGGGAGUACGAGGCUGCCAUCGCCGCCGGGAUCCGGGCGGACGCUCUGAGGCCACGAUGGGAUUUUACAGGAGCUUUUUAUUUUGUUGGAACUGUGGUGUCGACUAUAGGCUUCGGGAUGACAACACCUGUGACAGUUGCCGGCAAGGUGUUCCUAAUCUUUUACGGGCUCCUGGGCUGCGCUGCCACCAUCCUCUUCUUCAACCUCUUCCUGGAGCGAAUUAUCACGCUGCUGGCCGUGGUGAUGAAGGCGGUGAGGGAGCGACGGAUCAUUAACAGCGGUUUGCUUCCACCGGGGAUUCGCCACGACUUCUCAAAGUACUCCCUCCCGGGCUGGAAGCCAUCUGUGUACCAUGUGAUGCUGAUCCUCGCCCUGUCAGCCAUCACGAUCUCCUGCUGCGCGUCAGCCAUGUACACCCCCGUGGAGGGCUGGGCCUACUUAGACUCGCUCUACUUCUGCUUUGUCACCUUCAGCACCAUCGGCUUCGGAGACUUUGUGAGCAGUCAGAGCGCGGCGUACGAGUAUCAGAGCCUCUACAGGGUGGCUAACUUCCUCUUCAUGCUGACGGGCGUCUGCUGCAUCUACUCGCUCUUCAAUGUCAUCUCUAUUGUCAUCAAGCAGGUGCUCAACUGGAUGCUGGAGAAAAUGAGCUGCUUGUUUUGCCAGCGCUGUAACAAGGCCAACGUCCUCCUGGGGAGACGUAACGCCAUCCGUCCGGGCUCCAAGGGUCGGCAGGCUCGGUCUGCCACGUCGCCCGACUCAGACGGACCUUGUGACAGCGACACUGAGGGACGCAGACUGUCAGGGGAGAUGAUUUCAAUGAAAGACUUGGCGGCCUCAAACAAGGUGUCGCUUGCCAUCAUGCAGAAGCAGCUGUCUGAGUCAGCGAAUGGAUAUCCCAGAACGGUCUGCGGCAGCUCGCGCCACAACGGAUUCUCUGGGGGGGUCGGCGCCCUCGGUAUCAUGAACAAUAGGCUGGCAGAGACAAGUAACUCCAGGUAGACGCAGCAACAUGGAAAACAGAGCAUGGGAGCUCUUAAUACUUAAACUGUGUAACAAAAUCUGAGGUUGUUUGAAAAAAUAUAAGGCUUUGUUUUCAUGGAUUGCGAAUGAAACUUGUUAUGCAUGACGCAUAUGAUUUUUUUGGUUGGAAUUAAAAAGCCUGUGGGUGAGAAAACAGGUUAAUGUUGGUGAUGGUUGUAGCAAUGGUUUGAUGAUGGCAUGAUGAGAGAACCACAGAGUCAACAAAAUAACCCAGGUUGACCAGGAAGUAGGGCUGCCCCGGCAUACCCGGCCGCGCGUUAGUCGAGGAAAAGCAUCUUAGCCGUCCAAGUUUUUAUAGGUCAGGUAGUCAAGGAAUAAAAAGACCUCAAACUACAUUGAAGAGCUGCUAUUUAUUUGUUGUCAGCCAGUGUGUGCACCUGUUUGUAGUUUUACCAAACCCAGCCUUAGUUGGAUUCAAAGGAAACAAGACUCAACAGGUUUGUUAUGAGAAGUGAGUCUUCCUUGAACAGCACAAGGAUUUCAGUUACAGCCGUCUGCAGAGAGUGUACACAGUCUCAAGUAUCGAGGCUGUUCAAACAGAUGUGUAUUCUGUCCACAGCACUGAGUAAAUCAAGCACCUGAUUUAUGCCAAGUUACCCUGACCUCUCAGAAUCUUUCUUCACUACUUAGUUUGCUAGCUAGCAGCUACGCCAGGCUAAAGGUAACGGAAUCAGCUGAAUCAACAGGAAGUCUCAAAACUACAGUUUUGAGGACCAAAGAAGGGUUUGCACAUCGUUCAGUACCUGCAGGAUUUCACAGGCUUUUUAUUUUGCAUCGGCUUCUUUUGAUAAUCUUGGACUCAAUGCAUGCGAGACAUCAGUUUAAACGAGGGAUCCCGUUGUAAUGAAGAUGCAAAUCCAUUCCAGCACAAAGCCUGUGUCAAAGCCCUGAACAGACAGAGUUGCGCUGCAGGCGAGCAACACCCACUUCAUGUUGUUAUUUGCUGAGCCGGGGAGUGUGCACGUUUAGCUGAUUGCUUUGCCACAAUUCACUCUCAUCGAGAUUGUGGAAAAGUUGCGGCGGUAGGACUUGGUUGAAUUUGCAAUAACGGUUGUGAUCGCAACGUCCCGGAUUUCUGGAGGGACUGAUUGUUGUACUGUGCUUCUUUCUGCAGGUUUAUUGUGGGAAGUGUCCUCUCCAUAAAGAUGUACCACAGACGCAGUGAAGCUCAUGAGUUGUUACGUUACAGUAGUCUGCAGAAAGGAUGCAUUUAAAUACAGUGUCAAGUGCUGUGGCUGUGCAAACAGCUGUGUAUGUAGUCUACUGCACAUGAAACUAAGAGCCUGAUUUAUGCCUAAGUCUAAGUUGACAUGACAUCUCAGAACCAUUCUUCACUACUUAGUUUGCUAGUUAGCAGCUACGCCAGGCUGCCAGGCUUAAGGUAACUGAAUCAGCUUAUACAAAAUACAGGAAGUAUUCAAACUGCAGUUUUGAGUAUGAAGAAGUGCAGGCACCUUAUUAUACUGUAAAAAAAGGUGUCUCCUUUCUGUAUUUUCCAUUACAUAAAGGAUCAUAGAGGCGACCCCUUUUGUUGUUAGCAUUGUCAUUAGCAGGCAACUCGCUUAUAAUAAUUGCUAAGUUGAAAUCUUGAAGGCUUAUUAUGACCUUUUUGUUCUGUAAUGAAGCACAGCAGCAGAUGAGAAUGUUAACUGACAACCUCCUCAACAUAUAUAUAUAUAAUUAUAUUAUUCAAUUCAUUUAAAAAAAACAUGUGGCUACCUUUGCCUGUUGGCUAAAAAUAAUGACGACAAGUCGAAAGGGGAAAUGAUUUAGCCCGGGGCAGCCCUACCUGGAAGCAUGGAUACCAACCCAUCAUCCAUUUCAUUAACCUCCAACACAACGCAGAACAAAUCCCCGAGAGUCUCCUUAAUGUCAGUGUUAGGCCGCAGAGAAUUUAAUCUGCCACACACGCUCAAUAUAUCUCGGACAUGUCGAGCUGUGAUGGAGCCGAGACAAGCGACCAGUGCAAUUGUUUCUGGGUUUUUAUUUGAAUGUACAUAUUGAAUGCUGACAUAUAAAGUGUAAUCACUGAAUGAUAUAGCACAUACAGAUCUAUGCAUUUUACUUCUCAUGCAUUUUUUUGCACCAUUUCUAGACCUUCCAUUGAUUGUGUAACAACCGUUUUUUCCUUGACAUGGUUCAAGUUCUACCCUCGUGAUGGAUUUUUCUUUUUUUUUUAAUCUGGAGGCGGGAAAGGAAAGAAGCGUUUAGCUUAGCAUGGCUGCGAUGCUGCUGAUUGUGACAGAGCUGUUGUAAGUCUGCCGCACUAACGGACUACGAGAGAGUUUAUUUCCUAGAGCUCCAGCUUGAGUUGAAGAAUGAAAAUCCAUUUCUCGUGAGAGGGGAACUUGCCUUCUUAUCAGCUCAGAAAAUGCUUCUGCGUCCAAAGACUUUGACUCGGAGGGUGUAAAGAAGGCACCUAAGCUAACGUCUGUCUGCAAGGGGAAAAAAAUGAUAAAGUCAUGCAAUGUGUUUAUUUCUCUUCAAAAGCAGUAUUUAGACUCGUGUAUUUAUAAAGCAGAAUAAAUGAGGGGGAAGUUUAUGUCUUUUUAAGUGAAUAGUAAGGGAGUCAAGAAGAAGAAGAAGAAGGAGGUAAACUAUAGAUGGAUUUAUCCAGCAGGCGUAUUAUGUUAAAAAGAAGCCGGGUCAAUCUAAGACGCUGAAGUGGAAAACAAAAACCCUCCAGGAUUCUACCACUUAUCGAUUAAACUUUUGUGAGGAUUUUUUUUUCUUUCUUUGCAGAUACAAAGCAUGAACCAAAUGCCUGCAGAGGAUGGCUUUCCCCUUGAAUAAAGUGUUUAAGUGUAGCCAAGGAUUAACGGAUGGGAGGUGUUUGCAGAGGAUAUGUUUCUUCCCUGUCAGGCUGCACGAUCAAUGUCCUCCAAUGCAGGCAGCCAUCCCUUCUUAGACAUCAGUGAUUAAAAGCAACGCGAUGGUGUUUGACAUUUUGUGAACAGCAGACAGAGGAGGAGACGUUUUUAGUUUAACUGUCUGGAAGGCGGUGAAGGAGGAAGUGGACUAGAUACACGGCCCCGGUGACAGCAGAAGAGACGGGGGUAGAGAGGGUGUUAAUCCUCCCCCUUCAUAUCCAAAUUCAUGCCCGAUUGAAAAAUCGAUGGCACUCUCUAAGCCACGAGCAAGACUUUUCUUGGCGUCCAUCUUCAAAAACCAAUAUCCUCCAAGGCCACUCACUUCUUCCCUGUCAUCUCUGCAUUAUCUUUAAACACACUGCACCAAAGCACAGGGGCGUGUCCAGACCUUUUUUGAGUCGGGUUGGCCCAACUGGGGAAAAAAAAUAAUGCAGCGUAGGCAUGAUUUGUGUGUGUGUGCACAAACAUACAUGUUGGAAAAUACUUUGAAUUUUAAGUUCCUUUUUCGAUACUUCAACUCAUUCGGUCUUGUGUUGAACAAUGUGGCCCCUUCAAACCUUCCAUAUUUCAUUCUUUAAAGACUCAAAACCCAAACAAAACAAUGUGCUUCCUGUUAUAGGUGGCAGGUUAAAGCCUCUAAAAACAAGGCCAAAGAAGUUGCUUUGAACUAAGUCCCGCCUCUGACCAGGAAAACAACCAAUCAGAGUUUAGUUUGAUAUUUUUUGCACCAUGGUUUUUUUUUUUUUUAAAGGGGGGGCCACCACACCCCAGGCCACCCCUGGACACACCCCUACUAAAAAUCCUCCUGCUUCCUUUUCCUCGCAGACCUCUGCUCUCUCCUCACGCUCAUCACCCGUACACUGUGAAUAAGAUGAGACAUGCCAUAAAUCUAUAUAUAUAUAUAUAUAUUUAUCACAUUGAGAUGUCUUACAAAGCGCUUUUACAAAAAGGCGUGAAUUGGUUUGGUAUCUCUGUUUAUUUUCAUCCUGUUUGUGCAUAGAUCUGAAUAAUUUCCUGUACUCCGAUACUACUCCACGCGGAGGAAUAGAGAGAAAAUGACUCAGGUAGUUAAAUCUUCAGGCUCGUCUUUAGUCUUUUUUCCUGCAUGCCAUUACGGUAAAGCCAUAAAAGAUAGCUGUAUAUAAAAACAGAGGACUCUUUCAAGUCUAUUUUUCUACAUAUAGCUUUCAAAUAUCUACACGUGAAUGAUUGAAGAAGUCUCACUGUCAUAUUUAUCUUACUGGAGCAGCAGUCAGAAGUGAAGAAUCAUGGAUGUUAGGUUACAAAUGCAACGCUGUUUUUUCAGAUUUUAAAGAGAAGUGUGACAUUUUGGGAACAUGCCGAUUCACUUCAGUCUUGUCAUGGGUAAGAAGAUUGAUACCACUGUUGUGUCUGCAGAGUUUGUUAGCUUUGUUUGGGAUAAAGACUGGAGCGAGCGAGGUGUUCAACCACAAUAUGCAACUUUCACAUCUUUUUAAUAUCAAUACCAUGAUGGUAACAGUUUUUAAUUGAUGCUAUACGCAGGGGAUGCUUUCGGGCCAGUGGUUCCCAUUCCUUGGAAUAGCAGGGUCUCUGUCCAUGGUGCUGAAAUUUGCAACGAUGGAGAAAGAAUUCCCAUAGUUAAAAGUAACAUUCUCAGCCUUU